Messenger RNA from Racocetra persica, 340 nucleotides. The record is from the annotation of a GenBank genome assembly. Lineage: Eukaryota; Fungi; Glomeromycota; Glomeromycetes; Diversisporales; Gigasporaceae.
GAUUUGUUAUCAAUUGGAGAAGGUAAUAGGAACUUUCAAGAAGAUGGCAGAGUUCAUUGGAAUAAGUUUGCAUUGAUGGGCGACGUGCUCAAUAUGAUUCGUAAAUUUCAAAAGUCCUCGUACAAUAUUAAAAGUAAUAUACUUAUUGAAAAAUUCAUUGCUGACACUGUUAUUAUGAACGACGAUGAAUUAUAUAAAAAGUCAUUGGAACUUGAACCUCGAAUUCAAAGAGCUGCUAGUGAGAGCAGACAAAUCCUUCAAGUGGUUUAUGUUUAUGGUUUUUAUGCAAAAACAAAAGACAUUCUUUUAGCUUCUAAGAACUCAGUAUUUUGCUUACUGA